AGUUAUCCAUGUAAGAGACUCUUCGUCACACAGUAGUAAGAAAUCCCUUUAUUCACAUGGUCACCCAAGAUGAUGUAAAUAUCCGAAGGGGAUGAAAAACGUGGGAAGGGCCGGUGGUUAUUACGUUGAGGCUGGUUUCUCCGGCGUUUCGCCAUUGGACCUGUGGCCCCUCCGCGCCCACGCUUUGCUUCUGGCCGGCGGCGUUCGCGUAAACUUUUUAAGGCUCUCCCCGCCUUUCCCUUUUUUUCUUUUCGUUGUGGCUUUUGCAAAGGCUGGUUGAGCCACUCCGUGCACGGAUGGCUCUCAGAGAAGGGGGGAUAGGACUGGUUGACAUAGUAACUCCGCUCUUUUUUCCCCCCUCCCUCGGUGGCCAUCCGGAGGCUCGGCGCGGAGGCGACGGCGCCGAAGCUGCCUGCCUGCACUAAGGGGCUGAGGUGGGAGGGCUGGAAGCGACCCCCGGCGAGGGAGAGACCCGUCAGGGCUCGCCCUUUGGUUUUCCCCAGGCAGAAGCGACCUUCUCCAGCCCUCUUUUAAAAUGGGGACGCUGCGCCACAGGUAGCCAGAGAACAGAAGGCGAGCGCUUCGAGCCAUUUUUUUUAAAAUAUUGCUUUUGAAGAACGCCGACCGAGCGCGCGCGAGUGCGUGUGUGUGUCUCUGUGGACACGGCGCGCGCGCCUGUUUUUUUUUUUUUUUUUGCGGGAGAGGGGUUCCCCAAGGGUGCCCCUUUUGGGGGGAGGCGAGGCUGGGAGCCUCCUGAAGAAGAGGGGAUUUUUUUCGGGGCACCCCCCCCAGAGGAAACGCCAUGAGUCACAACCAGCUCUACGCGCCGCGGGGGAACAACUCGCCGGUCGGCGGAGCCCCCAGGAACGACAGCCAGGACUAUUUGCUGAUGGAUUCCGAAGCGUGUGAAGAGAACUGCCUGGCGCCUUACGCUUACUACCCCAUUAGAGGUGCUGAGAACCGGCAUGGCUUUCGCCAACAGACUGUAGUUAGAGAGAAAGGCAGGAGAUCUGCUGUUCGAGGCCCAGCAUAUAUGUUUAAUGAUCAUUCAACCAGCCUUUCUAUUGAGGAAGAGCGUUUUUUGGAAGCAGCAGAGUAUGGCAAUAUCCCUGUAGUCCGUAAAAUGCUGGAGGAAUGUACUUCACUCAAUGUGAACUGUGUGGAUUACAUGGGCCAGAAUGCAUUACAACUGGCUGUAGCAAAUGAACAUCUGGAAAUCACAGAGCUGUUACUUAAGAGGCAAAAUUUGUCACGCGUUGGAGAUGCGCUACUCUUAGCCAUUAGCAAAGGCUACAUCCGAAUAGUUGAAGCCAUUUUGAACCAUCCCGCAUUUGCAGAAGGGAAGAGGCUGGCCACAAGCCCUAGUCAAUCAGAGUUGCAACAUGAUGACUUUUAUGCCUACGAUGAGGAUGGAACUAGAUUCUCCCAUGACGUGACCCCAAUUAUCCUUGCUGCCCACUGCCAUGAGUAUGAAAUUGUGCAUAUCCUGCUGAGGAAAGGAGCUCGGAUUGAGAGGCCUCAUGAUUAUUUCUGCAAAUGCAGUGAAUGCAACAAGAAGCAAAAGCAUGACUCUUUCAGCCAUUCUAGAUCCAGGAUCAAUGCUUACAAAGGUCUAGCAAGUCCAGCUUAUCUAUCUCUGUCAAGUGAGGACCCAGUCAUGACUGCCUUAGAACUCAGCAAUGAGUUGGCGGUGCUUGCAAACAUUGAGAAAGAAUUCAAGAACGAUUACAAAAAAUUGUCAAUGCAGUGCAAGGACUUUGUAGUUGGACUUCUUGAUUUGUGCAGAAACACAGAAGAAGUGGAAGCUAUCCUCAACGGAGAUGUUGAACUGAAUCAUGGGGAGCAUGGACGUCCAAGCCUGAGCCGCUUAAAACGGGCUAUAAAAUAUGAAGUCAAAAAAUUUGUUGCUCAUCCAAACUGCCAGCAGCAGCUUCUCUCAAUCUGGUACGAGAAUCUGUCGGGUUUACGACAACAGACUAUGGCAGUGAAGUUUUUAGUGGUUCUUGCUGUAGCUGUUGGAUUGCCAUUCCUUUCGGUGGCUUAUUGGAUUGCUCCAUGUAGUAAGUUGGGUAGAAUAAUGCGUGGACCCUUUAUGAAAUUUGUGGCACAUGCAGCCUCUUUCACCAUUUUCCUUGGGCUCCUAGUCAUGAAUGCAGCUGACAGAUUUGAUGGCAUCAAACUAAAGCCUAAUGAAACCAUGACAGAUAGUGCAAAGCAGCUGUUUCGAAUGAAAACAUCUUGCUUCUCCUGGAUGGAAAUGUUGAUCAUCUCAUGGGUAAUAGGUAUGAUAUGGGCUGAAUGUAAAGAAAUUUGGUCCCAAGGUCCCAAGGAAUACCUGUUUGAGUUGUGGAAUAUGCUAGAUUUUGGUAUGUUGGCUAUUUUUGCAGCCUCAUUCAUUGCAAGGUUCAUGGCUUUCUGGCAUGCUUCUAGAGCCCAGAAUAUUGUUGACGCUGAUACUGAAAUGAAGGACUUGUCAACUGCGACACUGGAUCCUAGCAUAAAGUACUACACUUUGGCAAGAAUAGACUGGGAUCCAUCUGACCCUCAAAUCAUAUCUGAAGGCCUGUAUGCAAUUGCUGUGGUUUUAAGUUUCUCACGAAUCGCCUAUAUUUUGCCAGCCAAUGAAAGCUUUGGACCCUUGCAGAUAUCACUUGGUAGAACUGUGAAAGACAUAUUCAAGUUCAUGGUCAUAUUUAUCAUGGUUUUUGUGGCCUUCAUGAUAGGAAUGUUUAAUCUCUAUUCCUAUUACUUGGGAGCAAAGCAGAAUGAAGCGUUUACUACAGUGGAAGAAAGCUUCAAGACUUUGUUCUGGGCAAUAUUUGGACUUUCUGAAGUCAAAUCUGUGGUCAUAAAUUAUAACCACAAAUUUAUUGAAAAUAUUGGUUAUGUCCUUUAUGGUGUUUAUAAUGUCACCAUGGUUAUUGUUUUGUUGAAUAUGCUUAUCGCAAUGAUUAAUAGUUCCUUCCAGGAAAUUGAGGAUGAUGCUGAUGUAGAAUGGAAGUUUGCAAGAGCGAAACUCUGGUUUUCUUAUUUUGAGGAAGGCAGAACACUUCCUGUCCCUUUCAAUCUGGUGCCCAGCCCCAAAUCUCUGCUGUACUUUUCCCUCAGAAUAAAGACGUGGAUUUUUAAACUACUGUUUUGCCAUAAGAAAGGUUUCCAGGAGGAUGCUGAGAUGAAUCAGAUGGAGCAUAAUAAGCUACCAAGUAUAAAAAGCACAGAUGAUAUCGACUUAAACAGCUCUAAUAAUCCACAGAGAAAGUAUCAGAAGAUCAUGAAACGUCUUAUUAAACGAUAUGUACUGAAAGCUCAAGUAGACAGAGAGAAUGAUGAAGUCAAUGAAGGUGAACUGAAAGAAAUUAAACAGGACAUCUCAAGCCUUCGUUAUGAGCUCCUUGAAGAAAAAUCACAGAACACAGAAGACCUGGCAGAACUUAUCAGAAAACUUGGAGAGAAACUGUGUAUUGAACCAAAGCAGGAACAAAGCAGCAGAUAACAUGAACUUCUUUCUCAAAAGAAAAAGAAGCAGAAAUUCUCCAAGCUGACAGACCCAAUGAAAGCCAUAUCAGUGUUACCUCCCCGUUGUUCUCCUUCAAACUUAAUUGACACUUUUACAGCAGAUACAAAAGCAGACUCAUCUUGAAUGGAUUUUUUUAUUACUAUUUGUAACGGGAAAAACAGCAUUUGACUGAGUUGUUCAAUCCCAUGCACCAAAGGAGAGAGAGAGAGAACCCUUCAAAAAUAAUCUUAAAAUUAAAAAAGACAUAAAACACAGUUUCAUAAACUGUAUGACUUUAACUGCUGGACUCUGUUAACAUCAAGUUUUUUUCACAUAUACAAUAUGUUCAAACGCAUAUAUCUUAUAUCUUAUUUGUAUCUGUAAUCAUAGUCCAUUAAAAUAAAGCGAGGUUACAAUAAAUUAGGUAGAAAUAGAGUUCUGGUCUUAAAAAAGAAAAGAAUUGGACCUCCUUUAACUAAACAGAUAGACAUACAAUUAAAUUGUCAAUUAACCAAAGAGAUGAAUUUCAUUGUCAGUAUAAAGGCUUAGGGUGGAUAAAAGAUAGGUUCAAAAGAAUACAUCUGGAAAUUGUUGUGUAACUCUAAAACUACUGUACUACAAUGCCACAUGUAUCACUAUAGUUAGUCCUCAACUUAUAACCAUAACUGAGCCUGGAAUUUCAGUCAUAGGUCAAGAUGGUCAUUAAGUGGGUCAUCACAUGAUUGUCCCUGAUUUUAUGACCUUUUUACAGUGGUUGUUAAGUGGAUGUUAAGUAAACAUUUUGAUUGUUAACUGAAUACUGCGAUUCUUAAGUAAAUCUUUGGUUUGCAAUGGGUGCUUUGUGGUGGGAACUAGAAGUAAACACCAGUUUCUGUUCAAAAAUGCCAUAAAUUGCAGUCACAUAACCACAGGAUACUGCAAACAACCAUAAAUGUGAUCAGUGUAGAAGCCAAAAUGCAAGUAUGUGACUGCAAGGAAGGAGGAAGUUCGAAUACAACUCAUGAAUACCUUUUAGAGGGUCUGACAUAACUUCAAAUGGCUGCUAAGUGCCGGUCAGUUGAGGACUACCUAUAUUGUAAUGUAAUUUUUCUAAGGAAUUUAAACAAAAGUAUUUUAACUAUCUUGGCCUAACAAAAAUGUCUUAAGAGACCUAGUUCUCCUCUUAGAAAAUUAUCAUAUAUGGCAUUGUUUGCAGAAUGGGCUAAACCAGUGGUUCUCAACCUUUUCUUCACCAUGGACCCCCCCUUUUAAAUACCUUUUGUGGUCACGUACCAUGGCCACGGACCUCCAAGACUUAUCUCAAGAUUUAAAUCAUAACAUUUCUUCCAGCCUUGGCAGAUCUCCUGUGACAACAUCAUGGCCUCUCAGGAGUCGGUGGACCACAGGUUGAGAAUCACUGGGCUAAACCAUACCAUGUAGAGAUACAAUAACCAUCUCACACACAAAAGUUUAUGUUAGCAAGU
Molecule: messenger RNA, 4959 nt
Organism: Crotalus tigris (Tiger rattlesnake)
Lineage: Eukaryota; Metazoa; Chordata; Lepidosauria; Squamata; Viperidae
Gene: TRPC6
Product: transient receptor potential cation channel subfamily C member 6
Exons: 12
Coding region: 803-3493 (896 amino acids)
Biological process (GO): manganese ion transport; calcium ion transmembrane transport; regulation of cytosolic calcium ion concentration
Cellular component (GO): membrane; cation channel complex
Molecular function (GO): store-operated calcium channel activity; protein binding; inositol 1,4,5 trisphosphate binding
Source: RefSeq, a predicted model, not a curated record